AUGUAUCAAACCGUGUAUGUAGUAUAUAUAGAUCAUUUAACAGAGUAUAGUGUUCACUAAAUUACUGUAAUUUUGCAAUUGGAGAUAGUCUAAGAGAUUACAUUUAGGUAAAAUGUUUAACAAUCAGUGUGUGGUCCUAAAAAAAUCUUAUUUUCUUUCAAUAAAGAAAACGGAGCAAUUCUGAUGAUCAAAAUGGACAUUCGCCAAAGUGAGCUGUCAGUCAUAAUUGAUCCCACCUAUUUGCUAUGAGUAAUAUUUGUCGAUCGACAACAGUAUCUUAGCCGCUGUAUAACAUAAUACAAGAGAGAUAUAUAAUUAUUUGACCCAUAACGAGCAAGGAUGCUUCGCGAGGUUGUUAGCGAAAGCAUUAUCUCUAUGUAUUUGAACACGUGUUUCCAUUCUCUCUGAGAUUGGGAUAUUUGGAAGAUUAUUCUGUGCGACAUUAUGAUUUCUAGGAAUAAUGUUUUACUUUUAUUUGCACGGUUUCCAUGUGAUUAUGUACCACAAAGAACAAUCAAUUCUAAUGAACUACAAGCAUCAUCAGCGACCCUAUACAUGUUCUGUAUUUCCUGACUUACUAACAGGCUUUGUUCUUCUUACAGGAACAGGGCAAUAUCUGGAUAAAUAAUUCCGUUAGCUACACGUGUAUCUAAACCUACGUAGUUAACCACGCUACUGAUUGGAGACGUUGACACCUGCUGGGGAUACGGAAGCGACGUAAGUUAUCCAAUGCAAAUUACGGAACAUAAUUUAUACAAAACGAAAUAAAUUUUGACUUCUAAUCAUGUGAUAGGAAGGAUAUUUAUUCCUUGUGGCUGUAAAAUUUAAGCAGAGUUUGGAUGUCCUACCAUGGCUAAAUGGUCUGUACUAUUCCAUCAAACUAUCGUUGUUGUGCAAAUUAUAUGGAUAGUCCGACCUGUCACGUCUGAAAAGUUUUUCCAAUACAGGGACCAUAGAGACCAAAACUAUUAUCUGAAACAAGCCAAUGAAAAUAAAAAUGAAGUUCAAGAUGAAGUACAAGCAGAGAUGCAGCUUGAAAAAUAUGGAUACCUGCGGUGCAAAGUAGGUCGACGCAAACGGCGGUCGGUGGAUACACCGACACACAAUAGUUUUAAUGUUUUUGAGGGAAAUGGGAGAAGUUGUAGUGAGGACGAAAUUAAAACUGCAAUCAAAGAAUAUCAAAAGAAAUAUAAAUUACCUGAAACAGGUGUAGUAGAUGAAGAAACAAGAAAGUUCAUGAGCACUUCAAGGUGCGGGAACUCGGAUAGUGCCGACAACCCUGACAUUGAACCAGUAGAUAUUACUGAUAUGGUUCCAAUUGAAGUUAUUAAUCCUCCUCCAAGUAAAAAACGGUGGAAAAGAACAGCCAAAAAUACAGUAUUAUAUAAAUUAUUAUUUCCUCAAUUAACUGAUAAUAGUGUCAAGAUAUCUGGUAAAAGAAGAACUAAAUUCCUUUUAAAUCAUAUUCAAAAAAUUAAAAAUGAAGAUCCAAUAUGGCUGCGACCAAAGAGACACAAAAGAUUUGUUAACAUUCAUAUCAAUGAAACGGGACUGAAUGGUGAAAAAAUUAGAGACGGUCAAAAAUUCACAAAAACGGAUAUUCGAUGGCGAUUAUUAGAGAAUGGUUUCAGCACAAGAAUACCUUUAGAAGAUCAAAGAGCAAGUCUUAAUAUGGCAUUCCGUAUGUGGAGUGAGGUAAUUCCUCUCAACUUCGAAGAAGAUGUAUCUGGUGAUAUAAAAGCCGUAGAUAUAGAAAUAGCAUUUGGAAGAGGAUCACAUCAAAAUUGUGAAAGGAAGUUUGAUGGUAAUGGCGGUGAGAUUGCCCAUUCUAGAGAAAACGGUAGGGACGUUGUACAUUUUGAUGAUGAAGAGGAUUAUAAAUCUAUAGAAUCCAUUACAAAAGAAAAAGACGGGAUUUAUUUAUUACGUGUAGCUGUUCAUGAAAUAGGACAUGUGUUGGGACUAUCUCAUUCUAGCCAGAUCACAUCUAUCAUGUAUGCUAUUUAUCAUCAGAGUAAUGUUAAUCCAGAUAAAGAAUUCGAGCUGACCUGGGAUGAUAGGAAAGCAGUACAGAAAGCUUAUGGAGUAUGUAGAGGAAAAUUCAAUACGAUAUUCGACUGGGUAAGGAAAACGCCUAGUAAUGGACUAAUAUACAAUACCUACUUCUUCAGAAGUAACCAAUAUUGGAUGUAUGAAAACCACGCCAAUCGUACAAGAUAUGGCGAUCCGUUAUACGUUGCCCAGGAAUGGAAAGGUGUGCCAGAUAAUGUAGACGGUUACCUUCAUGUAUGGUACUUUGCUGGAACUCGAAUUAUUGACGAUACAUACUUCCUCAAAGGUGAAAAUUACUUCCUUUAUAACAGUGAAGAAGAUAAAGUUUAUGAUGGUGGUACUGGAAAGAUCAGUGAAAAAUUUGGACCAAAGAAAGGUCAAGAUUUAGGCGUUCCGGACAAUUUAGAUACAGCUUACUUCGAUAAGCGAGAUAAAAAUAUAUAUUUCUUCAAAGGGGAUACUGUUUAUGUUUACGAUCCAACUGAUGAGGAAGAUGAAACAAAAGGUUGCUGCUUACGAAUUAGAAAAAUUUGGGAAGAGUUCCCUCCACUUGAUGGAGAACGUCAAAUUGAAGGCGAUUUAGACGCUGUAUAUUACUCUUAUAAUGACACAACUGUUUACUUUUUUAAAGGAGAAGACGUUUGGAAAAAUGAAUUAUUUCAUCCAAGGCAAAAGCAAAUUAAAAACGGUGUAAAAUAUGUGGGAAACUGGUUUGCACAUUGGUACGAUAUUUGUGACGUACGACCAACAUUUAGUAAUUUUGAAAUCCCAUCAAAUAGUCAUGUGUGAUUAUUUAUUUUUUUUCAAUGUCAAGGUCAUUCCAGAAGAAGACAUGUUGUAUUUCUAUCAACUUUUUACUUUUCAGUGGGGAAGACAUGGCUUGCUUGUAAUACAAGUUGCUUCUCUGUGAUUAUGUAAUAAGAGGUGACAUGUAACACAGUUUGUAAAGGUAUACAAAGAAAACACUUGAUUGAUGAGUGUUAGUAUGUGUGUGUGCUCCAUCGAUUACAGGAGAAACUUUUCAAUUAACACAAGAGUAAUAUUGGACCAACAGUCAAUAGUGUCCUGAAGAUACUGAAACAUUCCCUUCAUUGAUUUAUCCGUAUAUAUGUCUAUAUUACAAACUGCUUUUGUGAUUACUGUGAAGACGUUUCAUGCGAUUAAACUGUGAUAACCUUUAUAUAUAUAUAAUGUGAAAUAUUUAUAAGCAUUUUUGUCAUUUUCGUAACAUUCUAUGAUUGUUGUAUUCUAAUAUAUAUAUAUGUGUAGUCCAAUGUUGCCAUAUCAUGCAGUGGAAUGAUACGUGAGGUUGUUUGACUAGGGAACACAUGUUACUCAAUAAUUUAGGUAUCUUUAAGCCCUCGGUUGGUUUCCUUGUACAAGCUUUUUGUUUGGAUUGGAACUCGAAAUGUAUCGAAUUUUUCGUGUUUUCAUUAUUACUUUCCAAAUAAUGAAUGUAAAUAUUAAUAACAAUGAAUUAAAAUUGUAUUUUUGUCGGAAAUCUUAUUAAUGGAUUGAUUGAUAUCUGUGUAACGCCAUGUUUCAAAAAUCACAUACAAGUUCAGAACGAUAGCAUUUUAAUGCGAAAUAAAAUAGAAACCUGCUUUUACAUUAUUUGACUGCGUUUGGGUUAGGGUUUCACUUACAAUGUAGAAUAGUUUCUAUUCUUCUGGUACCAAGAUAAUUAAUGAAAAUUCAAAUAAAAUCAAGAUGAUGUGCAAACUCUAAACGACUUUAAAAUAUACAAAUCUAGAAAGAAAAAAAUAAACCGUGAAUUAAAGUGUUUCCUUUUGUAAUUAUUCUUUUCGCAUACUGGAGCAGCUUUUGUACUAAAUGAUCAAAAUAAACUGAUUUGACAGUAGACUAUGUAAUGGAUGCCGAUAGGCGAAAAACACUCUACUGCUGGUACCUCGAUAUAUAUAUUUGGCAAAGAAUUACACAUGUAAUUUUAUCAAUUGUUCUGGUGUAGAUAAAUGUAUGUUAUUUUUUAUUGACAAGUGAAAACUGCUGUGUAAAUAAUUUGUUCAGUGUCAUUUUAGUUAAAGCACUAAGAUUAUAUCAUCCUUUCUUUUACAAUGGCGAACAAAUGGUUGUUUGCGCUCUCUGAGUCCACAUAAAGUUGGUUCAACUAAAGAGGCAACUUUUACCCAUGUGAAUAAAAGGUAAAAUAAAUAUAAUAAUUAAAAAUUAUAUGAAAGUUAACAUAUGUAAAGUUAGAUUUAUUUCUAUUAGGUUGAAAUGUUCUGGGUCAUUUACAAAGAGGUAACUUGAUUUUUAACCUGGCUUGUUAUUCAAAAUAACUCAUCACAUGUUUUUGUCAGUUUAACUUUAACACCAAUUAAAUACACAAAACUAUCGAAACAAGAGUGUUAGAAAGAUGAAUCAAAGUCCCAUGGGGAAAUGCACUAACAAGGCAAGUGGAAGGACAAACAAAAGGACGCAUGCCAGCAGUUUGUAAGUUCUGACUUUUGGCAACACGAAUUCUUUUCUAGACUGGAAGUGUUCUAAAAUCAUGUACUGAAUAACGUGAACCUCCACAUAAAUACAGCUUCUGCGGUUGAUGCUUGUGAUCGCAGAGUUCCAUAAGAACAAAAUAAAAUGUAUGUCUACUCUGGGUUUCACUGACCACUUCGCGAGUUUAAGUGUAAUUAAAAAUACGAUUAUCACUCUUUAGGCAAAGUUGAACAAGAGUUAAUAUUAAGUAUAUGCAAAUUAGAAAUUAUUUCCCUUUACUGAAAAUAGCACUGAGUAUAUUGUGUUUAUUCGGUUGUUGAUAUUUAAUUUGAUGAUGUACACAUUUUAGAUCAUUGUUUGUAGACUGUAGAAGUAACUUUAGUUCCCGUCCGCUGUAAAUAUUCACUAAUUUACCAAACUGUGCAAUAUCUCAUGGUUACAGCUUCCAUUUUUGUAAUUAUCGUCAUCUUCACAACAGUGAUUAGAUUGCUAUUAAUGCGUCAUAAUUUUAAAAGAAAUAUAUUAUUAUAUUCUAACCAUUUUAUGUGGAACAUUUUUAUAGUUACCUGAACUCGUAAUUUAGAUCAUAUCCCCCCCCCCUAAACUAAUUGAUAGUCGUUUAACACUGUUGUGACGUUGAUGAUAUGUUAUCAUUCGUUAUGUUUUGAGAUUAUAUUUUUCGUACUUUGUAUAAUAAUUGUGUUUUAUUUAUAUCAUUUGUUACGUAAAGAUCAAAAUAUUUGUAUUUAUUUUAAACAGAUAGUCGAAUGCGUAAAUUUUGUCUCGGUGUUAAGUGACUUUUUUAAAUGUCAAUGUAAUGCAUCUGUGAGAUGACGACUUUCUCAUUGGUUCGACUUACAGUUUUUAUUGCAAACAUUUUUCUUGUAAUCAAUAAUUUCAAUGUUUUAAUGCUAAGAUUAAAGAAAAAGGGAAGACAUCAUAUAGCCUCUAAUGAAAAAGAAUAAACAAACAAUCCACUCAGAGAAACAUUUAUUUAAGUAGUAAAUUUAAUUGAACAGUAGGAAGGGGACAUAACUCUUAUAUGUCAACAGAUCAUUUACAGUAUUAGGAUAUUAAAGCAUUUUAUUGAUGCAGAUCACAGUGCUAAAAUAGAAAGAUUAUGUGUUUAUAUUCCAGUUGAAUUGAUUUGUUAUAUUUUUCUAACUAUGAUAACUUUCUCUCGUUUAACAGGAAAUCUUACAAUAAGAUACGAACAUCAAAACAGAAACUUUUUCGAAAUAUCACAUUUAUGCUAAUGACAUUCAAUUGUAUCUCUAAUGACUGCUCAUUUGGGCAUGUAUUCCUUAGGAGUCUGUCAGUAGUCAACUAAAUACAUAACACAGCCACCAGAGUUGUAGACAAACUAGUUGAUUGAUAGACAAUGUAUACUUAAGAGUCACUACCUGGUUUUGAUUUAAAAAAAAGUUGCACUUUAAAAAUCUUUGAUAGUAUAAUUGUCCUUUCCUUUAUUUUAAGUAUGGUGUGCUAGUAGAAAACACUUUGUGUAAUAGGGUGUAUAUUUAGUCUUAAUGGGCGUAAAAUCAUGCUGAAAAGGUCCCUUUUAUCCACUUCUGAACACAAAAAACUGGUUCGACACACUAGUAUAUAUUGCUUUCUUUUGGCGUAAAUUUUAAACCUCAUCUACAAACUUAUGAAAUUCCGCCAUUGCUUAGUUCGUAUUUUCUGAAGCAGACGACACUGAGAAUUGGGUUUUCACCUAGUAAACCUAUCCAGUUUCGCUAAAGUGUAUUGCACUGAAAACAUCAAUUGUUUUCUACAUAAUCAUUUUGAUACAGCAUUAAAAUAAUUGCUUUUGAGAAGACACGCUGGUCUUAAGCCAAUAUUACUUUGUAGACUAUUAAAAUUUAUUAUGAACAAAAACUGUUCUUCAGACAUUUGUUUGCUUUGUUGAUUUUGUAAAGUGUAUAUUGUCAUAGGAAUGUAGAAAAAAAAUCGAACUUUUUAAGAUUUCAAAGUACAAAAGUAAAAGUUUAUAACAUUAAAAGUGUACCUUGGACAAAACUUUGCCUGCCAAAAUAUUUUUUUUAACCUUAUACUAAAAUGUUUGCCUUAAUCGUAUGUCUUAAGAUAUUUCAGCAAAGCACAAAACAAAUUAUGGAUUUCAAAUUUCAAAUCUGCUAUUUCCUUACCUAUUCAUCUCUAGUUUAUGCACGUUGAAUCUUCAUUCACGACACUUGAAUCAGAGUUUUAAGAUUCGAAUUAAAUCGUAAAAUUCAAGCCAAAUCGUGGUUAGCUAUAGUUUACUAUUUUUAUUGUUUAAGACUGGAAGUUUGUUAGUUGAAUUUAUUUGCAUUUUACAUCUACUACGUUACGUGUUUCUCUUAAUAAAUUAAGAUUUUAUUGGUAUAACAACAGGUUUUUAUUUUUGUGAAUACUUUUGGUAACUUUUGUAAAACAUCAUUAUUUUCGACUGUAUGUAAGCUAAAAUUUGGCGUUUGACAAACAAGUAUUGAAAGCGGUAUGCCAGCUGCAAUUUUAUAUUUUAUGGUAAUCUCUUACUUGUAUUCUAGCUUCAUCGAUAAUACUGUGUCAGUACGAGAUCUAUUGUAAAUCAUAAAUGAAACUAGUUCUGAAAAUGUUAAUAUCGUUUUAAAAAAAAAUUAUCCGUAAUCUGUAUUUUGCAAGGAAACCAGACUGUUAUUAUAUUCGCCGUUUCAGAAUCUAAAGGAUUAUGGAAAAUUUCAUUGUUCGUACCCCCAAAGUGAAAUUAGCGUCACGUCAUUGGUUGAAUUUCCAUUGUUAAUGACGUAGUUUAGUCUAUCACUAUGUUUCGAUGUACGCUUUGGAAAUAAUACUCGAAAUGCAAUAGAUUCUGACAGGCGAAUUAUAACAGGGUUGGAAAAUUGUUCAGCUAAUAUUUCAUUUUUAAGGAAAACAAACCUUAUGAUAUGUACAGACAAUUACACCAAUGGACGUGUACAGACAAUACACCAAUUGACGUGUCAAGUCUUUUAAGGCAGAAUUGUAUCAAAUGGCAUGCCUAAAAAGAAGAGCUUGUAUCUAAAGAUGCAGCUUUGUUAUCUUGUUAAUACAAUAAAAUUUAGUAAAAACUUAA
Molecule: messenger RNA, 7582 nt
Organism: Mytilus californianus (California mussel)
Lineage: Eukaryota; Metazoa; Mollusca; Bivalvia; Mytilida; Mytilidae
Product: matrix metallopeptidase-21-like
Exons: 6
Coding region: 850-2841 (663 amino acids)
Biological process (GO): collagen catabolic process; extracellular matrix organization; proteolysis
Cellular component (GO): extracellular matrix
Molecular function (GO): metalloendopeptidase activity; zinc ion binding
Source: RefSeq, a predicted model, not a curated record